GUUCAGAAAAGUGAUGGAUGUUCUUCUUGUUGAUACAAUGCAUUUACAUUUUGUUCCAGUGUAGUAUUUGUAAAUCAAAACAUUCACCACACAAUUAAUUCUGAUUUAUUUUGUGGUGGUUUUGUGGCUUUUGUUUUGAAAAUGCUAACCGGAACCCUUGCUGUACAUAUUGCUGGUCUUGAGUGACAUGCUUUUGACAGCUAGCAUGGUGGCAGGGAUUAGCUAAUGACUUCAAACUAUUGAGCAGACAUGUUUGUGACAAACUUGGCUCAAAGAUAAAUGUACGGACUCUUUUUUUCACCCUAAUACAUUCCUCGCUGUCCGAGGAUGUUCUCGUCUGUCUGGAAUUUUGUGAAGCGUCACAAAAGGAAAUUUAUUGUAACCGGAGCUGUAGUUGGAGGUGUGUACUUCCUGGGUAAAUAUGCCCAGGCAAAGAUCCGAGAGCUCCAAGAGAAGGAGGCAACCGAGUACAUCGCUCUAGCCAGACGCCAGUUCCACUUUGAGAGCAACCAGAGGACAUGCAACAUGACGGUCGUGUCCAUGUUGCCUCCUCUGAGAGAAGCCAUCAUCAACCAGCUCAACUCUGAAAGUCUCACAUCCAUCCUGAAGACCAGACCAUCCAAUAAAGUGGAGAUCUGGGAAGACUUAAAAAUCAUGAGCUUCACCCGCACCAUCGUGGCCGUGUACAGCACCUGCAUGCUGGUGGUUCUGCUGAGGGUCCAGCUCAACAUCAUCGGAGGUUACCUGUACCUGGACAACUCUGUGGGCAAGCCCCCGCCGUCUCCUCAGGCUCCUGCGGAAGUCCAGCAGCAGUACUUGUCCAGCAUCCAACAUCUCCUUGGAGACGGCUUGACACAGCUGAUUACAGUUGUCAAGAAAGCUGUGCGGAACUCUCUGGAAGGGGUGUCCUUGAAGCAAAGUCUCAGUCUGUUGGAGUUGGAGCAGCAGUUCUGUUGGAUCCGAGCAGAGGUGGAGGCCGCUUCUGAGCGACCGCUGUCCUGGUACAUGAUGGCAGACGACGAAAACGCACUCGCCGACCAGGCGUGCGGUCUGACUGAGAACGACAUCCUUACCAUCCGCCUGUUAAACGAGACCAGAGACAUGUUGGACAGUCCAGACUUCAUCGUUGUUUUAAACGCCUGCCUGCAGCGGGGCUUCUCUCGUCUCCUUGACAACCUGGCCGAGUUCUUCCGCCCGCCCCCCGGUGACUCCGCCUCCAGCUGCGGCCCUGACAGUCUGUCUGCUGUCAGUCUUCCGCUGGCGAAGAUCAUUCCCAUCAUCAACGGUCAGAUCAACACAAUCUGCAGCGAGACGCCAGGUCACUUUGUUCAGGACCUGCUGAUGAACGACCGCGUGAAGGAGUUUGCCGCCAACGUCUACGAGAGCUUCAGCACACCGCAGGAGUUGCAGAAGUAGACGGAAAGAAAACUGUCCUUACUACAAUUCCUGUGCUGUACUCGGACGGGAGCAAAGUGAACCGGGCGGUGUGUUUUUAUUGCCCCCACGCAGAGGCGGGAGGUAAGUGGGACGCUCAGCCGCCAUCGUGUUGACUUUUCCCGGACACCGCUUCCCAACACGGACAAGCAGGAAGACCAAUGAAGCCAGUUAAAACAACUGGAACAAGCACAUGCAUGCGUACGUCACGUACGCGUCCACGUGCACGCGUACAUCACAUCAUCUGAUCCUUAUUAACGAGCACAGACCUCCACAUCAAUCACUUUUUAACAGCGAUAAUAAAGUGAAACAUGUUAAACAGCAGUUGUCAUGUUACCUUUACACUGCUGAUAAUUGUCUAAUCUGGUUUGGAUCUGAAUCAUUCCAGCUCCUCACCUCACCUCACAACAUGUUUUUCUCUAAAUCGGAUCAGAUUUUUUUUUUUUUUUUAUAUAGUGAAAUAUGAUUUUCUAAAAUACAUUAUACAUUAAAUAUAUUUUCUUCAUUUUAAAUUCUUUUACUUGUGGAACAGUACUAGUAAUGAAAAUCCAAAUGUAUGCGUCUCCAAAGUAGAUACAUAUGUAUAAAACAAAACAAACAAGACGCCAUGGUGGAGAUGGAUUUAAACAUGAAGUUCUCCUUGUUGUCCAGCAGGCGUCGCACAUUCACCGGCCUAACCCGUCCUCCUCCUCAUGACGCUUGAAAGUAGAAAAGAAAUCCCCACAAGUCCUAUUAAUCAAUUAGAUGAGUCAAAUCUCACUUUAUCUCCUUUGACUUUUUAUCUCAAACAUUCCCCGAGACGGUUUCUGCUGACGUCAUCUAGUCCGGCUCUCGUUCUAAUUGUGUCAGCUGACUGGGAAAGUUGCAGAGGUCCAUCAUGUUCCAUGUGUGGCCUAAUAAAACACCUUUUGGUGGUUCUCUUUUACUUCCUUUGGGUCUCAAAUAUUCGAUAAUAAGAAUGUGUGGCUGCGCUCUGCCAUCGGGGGGCGCUGCUGUGUCAAUAGAUUGUAUGUGUGGCGACGCAUGGCGAAAAUGCUGACUCAGGGUGACGUCACAAGCAGACGCUUGUUCUUCUAUCCAUGUGACAAAAUGGAAAUAUGUUAUAUGCCCUAAUUAAAGUCAGUCAUUGUGUGGAAAUCUUUUUUUUUUUUACUUGAUGGAAAAUACAACCCCUGCACCUUAUUUCCACACAAUUUGAGCUUUACAUGACGUCAUCAUGUCUUUACAUGACGUCAUCAAUUAAACGCUCAGCACGGGCACGUGGUCGUCUGUCAGUCACCUCAUCAAAUAUUCCAUUUGACACUUUUUCCAUUCAGGAAAUGUUUUCUUCCCAACACGUGCCAGUCAUGAUGACAUGGCGGCCAUGUUGCCAGAAGGCGCGGGUUUAAAUGAUAUAGGUCCUGCUAACACUGCUAGCAUUAGCGUCUUAGAAAAUUGAUGGACGGUUGGCACAUUAGGUCACGGAAAACAUUUUAAUGUUAGGAGAAUUAAGUUGAAAUAAUAUGGGAAUAAUGUCUGAAUAUUAUUCUAUUAAUAUAUUAUAAUAUAUGUAUAUUAUUUGCAGUUGAAUUAGCUAAUUUUCUUCUUAGCCUAGAAUAAUUUGCCAGCAGGUGCCAUGUUGAACUUCCAGCGACUAGGAUGACGAUGUAUGACACUUCAUCCCCAUUCCCAGGGUGGGAAAUCCUCUUUGGGGCCCAAAUCUGGCCCAUUUUCACUUUGGGGUGUCCUCGCUCUUGUUAGCCUUGAAUGGUUGUGUGUUGGGGCAUUUAGAAGGGAGGGUGAAUUUACUCUGGGGGUGAUUCAAGCUGUGUCUACUCUACAUUGUAGCAACGUUGGCGUUCUUGCUCUGGUUCCAUGAAACUACACAGUCUCAUCCAAUAUUUGUGGCAAUGUGAAGUACUGCAUAUGUCCACACCUUUUAGACCAGGGGUCUCAAACUCAAUUUACCUGGGGGCCACUGGAGCUAGGGUCUGGGCAAGGCUCGGCUGCAUCAGGUUUUCCUAAAAAAAAAAAAAAACGUAUUUAUUAA
Molecule: messenger RNA, 3463 nt
Organism: Doryrhamphus excisus (bluestripe pipefish)
Lineage: Eukaryota; Metazoa; Chordata; Actinopteri; Syngnathiformes; Syngnathidae
Gene: pex3
Product: peroxisomal biogenesis factor 3
Biological process (GO): protein import into peroxisome membrane
Cellular component (GO): peroxisomal membrane
Molecular function (GO): protein-macromolecule adaptor activity
Source: RefSeq, a predicted model, not a curated record